CUCUGUGUUGCGAAACGGUACUGUCGUUCGUACGUUACGUGUUAUUAUUUUGUGCAUUGUAUCGAAAUAACGAAGUGAAGUGAACUGUUUGCUUACUUUGUGUUACGUAUUUAUGCAGUCAAUAUGUUGGUCGGUCCGCAAAAGUCUAAAAUCAGUGAGAACAAAUGUGCGAAACCAUACUGUCAGUGUUUCAAGAAACGUGAACCAGUGCCAUGGAAGCAGGUGAACCCUUGUUCUUGCGGAGAAGAUGUUGAAGUUCGCGAAUGGAAAUGGCAGCAACCCGAAGAGAGUCAGAGUUGGGUGGUGUUCGAAGACAACCAGAAGCAGGUCACGUUCCACCCGUUCUACAGUUCUGGCACCGCCGCAGUGAGAGGAGACACAGCUUUCAGCAAGGACCACCAUUACUACUGGGAAAUCAAAAUGUUAACAGACACCUAUGGCACUGAUAUUAUGGUAGGCAUCGGCACCGACAAAGUGAACAUCGCAGACAGCCGCUUUAGAUUCACGUCCCUCCUGGGCGAAGACGAGAAUUCCUACGGACUGUCAUAUAAAGGAGCCGUGCGACACGACGCGAAGAAGGCGGACGGCCCGGGCUUCUGUAGAGGCUCCAUCGUUGGCGUGCGAGUUGAUAUGUGGCAGGGGACGCUGGAGUUCUAUCUCAACAGGAAACCACAAGGCAUAUCCUUCUACAAUCUCCGUCGCCAUCAGAACUUGUUCCCGAUGGUGUGUUCAACCGCCGCGCAGUCCACCAUGCGACUGAUAUACGCGGCGUCUUGGCGGGCGUCGCUCCUGGUCGACGCGGCGAAGAUAUUGUCAGCGUCAGUCAGUGAGCAAGAGAGGGCGCGGAUACCACCGGGGCUGUGGAGACUGUUCCGGCCGCAUUUCUGGAUGCUCAUGCCUACUGAAGAAACAUCUCAGCAAGAAGAGUCUCCUAUGGACUUCGAGGAGGUCAGCGAUAGCGUGGCGUGUCGGUUACAGCGGCGAUCGUCGGGCGUGAAGCGGCGACACUGGCAGAUCGCGCCCGCCCGCGCGCGCCGCCCGGAGACGCUCGCCUGAGGCGGCGCGACAAGCGGAGCGUCGAGCGUCUGAAGCACUACGCCAGCCGGCCUAGCCGAAGUGAAUCGUUGACACGAUGUGCGGAUAAAAAGCAGUCUGGCUUUGUCGCACCACUGUUGAAGAUAGAAAGAGACGAUCAUAAACGAUUGUGACAUUAGCUAGGUACCCAGGAUACGCCUCCAACAUAUAUUAUACCUAUUUUCAAGUUAACGCCGGACGCUCCGCUGUUCGCUGCUAAAAGUAAUUUUGCAGUGUUUUCACCCACAUGGUUUUGUUGGAUUGGUAAUGCCAAUGGUUGAGUUCGUCUCGACUAUUACCUUACAUCUAAUAAUGAAUUCAAGUCUGGUAACUUAAGGUUGACCCUGUUUAUAUUCCUACAGAGACAAAUCACAGCUAGUCUUAAGGAUAAGUAUAGACUAAAAUAAUAAUAUACCUCUAAGAAAUGUCAGCUCCAUUAAAAUAAAUAUUAUCAUGUUUAAAACUAGUAGGUAUAUCGUUUCAAUCUGAAGGAAUGAACAUGGUUUACUCUAAAUGCCUACUUGUACAGUCAGGUAUCAAAUAAAGAUGCAGACAUAGCGCCAAAAAUAUGUACAUAACUUUAUUAGUUAUUGCUUAUGCGGUAAGGUUGUGGGUACAUAUUUUUGCGUCUAUAUUUAAUACCUUAACUGUACUUGUUUCAAAUGAAAUAUCGUUUAGGAUUAUAUAUUACUAGCUAUUGCCCGCGGCUUCGCUCGCGUUAGAAAGAGACAGAAAGUAGCCUAUGUCACUCUCCAUCCCUUCAACUAUCUCCACUUAAAAAAUCACGUCAGUUCGUCGCUCCGUUUUGCCGUGAAAGACGGACAAAGAAACAGACACACACACUUUCCCAUUUAUAAUAUUAGUAUGGAUGACUGGAUUUUAGUUGCUCCUAUCGCAGAAAGAGGCAGCAUUAAUUAGAUAUAAGAAUUAGUUAAUGUUUUUUUUAGAAAUUCAAUUUUGAGACUGGAUUGCUUUUUUAGUCCCAAAACAACAUUUUUCUUUUAAAUAUUAUAAAUUUAUUAGAAUAUACAAUACGAAUAUUUUUUUGUCUGUGUAGGAUAUUUAACAAAAUAAUAAAUUGGUACAGUUACAUUUACGCUAUUCCUUAAGAAAUUGGACAUCGCAACAGAUUACUCAAGAAUAAAUAGGUACAAUUAAAAAUGUAAUAAUUCCUAAUUUAUAGCAAAAUUAUGUAAAAAACGCUCGUGUAUAUAAUGUUUAGAUAUUUUUAGUGAGUCUGACUAUCGAAUCAUGUUAAAUAUCUCUAUAUGAAUAAGUAUAUGUAUAAAACCUAAUGAAUAUUUAUGUACAUUGUAAGAAUAAUUCAGAGAAAUAAUAUUCGCCGUGGCAUUUAUGUAAACAAACCAGCUUUUAGUUCGUUUGACAUUAACAGGAAUAAUUAAUAAAAUCGUAUACAAUAUUUUUCCGACUUUACCUUAAACCUACAAGAAUAUAAAUGUUAGUGACAAUUGUUAAGACUGUACAUAUUAUUAUAUUUUGUAAACAAACUCUUGUUAAGUAACGAGUUAAAAUAACUAUUUUAAGACUUGGCGUGAACGAUGUGCUGAAAUGGUAAUUUGAAAUAAAUUUCUGUGAUAUGUUGUAA
This is a messenger RNA of Leguminivora glycinivorella, 2680 nucleotides long. RefSeq names its product SPRY domain-containing SOCS box protein 3-like. Gene Ontology annotation, biological process: proteasome-mediated ubiquitin-dependent protein catabolic process. The record is from RefSeq and is a predicted model, not a curated record. Bases 124 to 1056 code for a protein of 310 amino acids. Lineage: Eukaryota; Metazoa; Arthropoda; Insecta; Lepidoptera; Tortricidae. Gene Ontology annotation, cellular component: SCF ubiquitin ligase complex. Gene Ontology annotation, molecular function: protein binding. The transcript has 6 exons.